Camelus dromedarius (Arabian camel) is the source of this 809-nucleotide messenger RNA. Its product is annotated as ATP synthase membrane subunit K, mitochondrial-like. Bases 231 to 407 code for a protein of 58 amino acids. The record is from RefSeq and is a predicted model, not a curated record. The transcript has a single exon. NCBI's taxonomy places the organism in Eukaryota, Metazoa, Chordata, Mammalia, Artiodactyla, Camelidae.
UAUAUCCUUAGUACAUGUAUGUGUAUAUUGGAUUAUGUGUUUACCUUGUAAGAAUAAAAAAGUGUGUUCCCAAACUCCUUUAAAAAAGGCUGAUUCUUCUUUCCUAGGAGGUAGCCAGAACAGAGAGCUGUAAACUCCUUGAAGUGCAGGAGGCUGCUUCUGGUACCUGAGAGGCUCUCACUCAACUUUGCCUCCUUCGCCUUGUGAUUUCACCAUUCCAGACUGAAAUCAUGGCAGGUCCAGAAACUGAGGCCCAAUUCAUUUUCGCCGGCAUCAAAAAAUACUUCAGCUCUUACACUCUCACAGGGAGAAUGAAUUGUGUACUGGCCACGUACAGAAGCGUUGCUUUGAUAGUCUUAUACUUCAAGUUAAGGUCUAAAAACACUCCAGCUGUGAAAGCAACAUAAAUUCUAAACUGUACCUCAUCUGUUAAGGUCUCAUCCCUGAAGAAGCUAGUGUCAGCUCAUCUUGUGAUACUCAGUUUGUACAAUAAAUUACGAACCUGAGGGAAAGAAAAAAAAGACUGAUUCUUGUAUAGCCAUGGUAAUAGUCCCCAGAACCAGUUUUAAAUCUGCUUACUUAAUAAAUGACAGUUUUUUAGAACUAGUUAAACCAAUAACAGCUUCCCUUAGAGGCUUGCAAACUCCUAUUCACUGAAAGUCCACCAGCCACUGAACUCCACACUUCCUCCCAAACCCUUUGUAAGAUUAGUCAUGUACUUUUCUUAGAGGCUCAGAGGAGCUGUGCCUGACCAGCAGAGUGCUCCCUGAAGUAAGUAACUAUUAUUUAGCUUUGUGUUUUUUGUUUUG